AUGGCGCUUGCGGCACCUGCAUGGUCGACCUCAACCAAAGCCGCCAUCGCGCCUCCCAGAAACACGGCCCAGCCCGAGGCCUCCGACUUCUCUUCCACUCUUGCGAAGGCCUGCAAGGCGUCGGUGCCGUUAGCUUCCCUGGGCUUGGCGUCUCGGGGGCAUCGGAGAGCGAGGGUGGCACGUGCGGGUGCGCCUCCUACGCCGAUCUGGCAGACGAAGCGUAGACUGAUGGUUGCCCAGCUGGAGCGCCAAUGGCGUCUGCCGGUUGAGGAGGCAGGGGCAGAUGCUCAGAAGUCGCAGGAGCCUCAAGAGCUGCCACAGGCAUUUCUGCGUUUUCUGGGUGGGGGUGUGCUGAUGGCGGUCCUGGCGCAGGCUUCCUUCCUUGGACGUCGCGGGCCGGACCUCCCAUCUGGGCCGGACAUCCCAUCUCAGGUUUGA
Molecule: messenger RNA, 438 nt
Organism: Symbiodinium natans
Lineage: Eukaryota; Dinophyceae; Suessiales; Symbiodiniaceae
Source: the annotation of a GenBank genome assembly